This is a messenger RNA of Podospora anserina S mat+, 1089 nucleotides long. RefSeq lists its product as uncharacterized. Lineage: Eukaryota; Fungi; Ascomycota; Sordariomycetes; Sordariales; Podosporaceae. Gene Ontology annotation, biological process: retrograde vesicle-mediated transport, Golgi to endoplasmic reticulum. Gene Ontology annotation, molecular function: SNAP receptor activity. The coding region runs from base 1 to 1089 and encodes 362 amino acids. Gene Ontology annotation, cellular component: SNARE complex; endoplasmic reticulum. The transcript has a single exon. The record is from RefSeq and is a predicted model, not a curated record.
AUGGUUCGAUUCAUACCCGGAGUGACGGCGACAUCGCCAGUUACCAACAAGAACGGCAGCGAUCCCCUGACGGACCUCACCCUACUGCUCAACCGCCUCCAGCGCACCAUCCUCCACGCCGACGCCGAACGGGAAGCCAGGCUCAAAGAGAGCGAGUUUGAAAGAGAAAAGGUGCUGCGCAAUAUCACUUAUGCCCGGUCGCUGCUCACAAAGGUCGAGCAAGACACCCUGGGUAUCAGGAUCCAUGCGCGCCGGCAGGAUCUCCAGGGGGGUCUCGUGCGAAAACGGGAGUUGCUUGAGCAGUUGGCGGAACGGCUGGCUGAUUUGGCUGAGGUGGGGAGCAGGCGGGAUAAUGAGGAGGAGAAUGAGGAUGAUACUUCGGAAGGGGAGGAUAUUCUGGCUGAUAUCAUUGUUACGCCGAGUGCGAGUGAGAGUCAGGAUUCCAUUUCGAGACCGACGGAUGAGGAGGAGCUGGAUGAGGAUGAUGAUGAUGAUGGGGUGUUGGGGACGCCGCAGUUUCAGGGCGAGCCAAGGCUGCCGAGGCUACCGCCGCCGCCGGUGCAUACGCCUUCUCAGGAGAAUUUACAGGCUGGGAUAGCGGCUGCACAAUCAACGACGGAAACGAAGGCUGAGCUUCGGCCGAGGAAGGGUCGGGAUGAUGGGCCGACGAAAGAGGACAAGCCGUCGGCGAUAUCUUCCUCUUCUGCGCUGUUUGGGGACAGGAACAAUAAGUCUGCGCCUACGACUGCUCUCUCGGCGGUGACGACGACGGAAGCUAUUCUUGACCACCAGCGGGCGGAGCAGGAUGCCUUGUCGGAGUCUAUUUUGCAGCUUGCAUCCCAGCUUAAGGCAUCCUCGCAGGCGUUUUCGAUGAGUUUGGAAGAGGAUAAGGAGGUGGUGGAGAAGGCGGGGGAGGGGAUGAACAAGACGGGGGAGGGGAUGGAUGCUGUCACGAGGAGGAUGACGACGCUGCAGAGGAUGACGGAGGGGGAGGGGUGGUGGGGGAGGAUGAGGUUGUAUGCGAUUGUGUAUGGGUUGAUGGUGGUGUUGGUUUUGGUGGUUUUUGUCAUGCCCAAGUUGAGGUUUUAA